Messenger RNA from Polychytrium aggregatum, 1764 nucleotides. RefSeq lists its product as uncharacterized. The coding region runs from base 363 to 1370 and encodes 335 amino acids. Lineage: Eukaryota; Fungi; Chytridiomycota; Chytridiomycetes; Polychytriales. The transcript has a single exon. The record is from RefSeq and is a predicted model, not a curated record. Gene Ontology annotation, molecular function: protein binding.
CUCGGACUUGUCUUCAACCCUCCUUGGACUCAUCUUCAACCUUCCUUGGACUCAUCUUCAACCCGCCUUGGGCUCAUCUUCAACCCGCCUUGGAUCAUCUUGGACUUGAUCAAUCCCGUCUCCAGCUCGCCUUCGACCCGGCCGCUCCUGUCUUGGCCGCUCUCGCCGUCGCCUCCAACCCAAACUCCCCGCCCGCCGCUGUCUCCCGCUUGGGCCUUCAUCGUCCUGCUCCUCCAGCACCACCACCGGCUUUGACCGCCAGCCCGGCCCCCCGCUGGCUCUGCCUCCUCCAGUCUCGUCGAUAUUCGCCACCGCCGUCGACUCUGCGCCCCUCACUCUCGCAACCGCACCGGCUGCCGACCAUGUCGCCAUCGCAUCCGUCCUCCUUCCGCUCGCUUUCCCGGGCCUCCUCGCUCCUGGUCUUUGCCCUCUCGAUUGUUCCGGCCGCUGCCGAGAUCAAGACCCUGACUAGCCCCGGCUCGUGCCUGGCCCUGACCAACACAUCCUAUCACCUCCCCGCUCCCGCCAGCAACUCGACCUCCAUCACCUUGUCCACCUGCUCCAACACAUGCAUCGUCCAGGGCAAGGCUGUCCUGCUGAUCUCCAAGCCGGUGUGCUUCUGCGUCGACGCCACUGACCUGACCUCGUUCUCGGCCGUCAACGAUGCGGAAUGCUCAACGCUGUGCGAUGACCAGGCCCAGUGCGGCAACACCAUCUUCACCCGCUUCAGCGGCUACCAGGUCUUCACCAACGUCGUCAACAUUUCCAUCCCCUCAGCACCGUCGUCGACAUCGGCAGCACCCCGCCCUGUGACAACCAUCAAUGUCUUGCCCGGAUCCGACUCGAGCAAGACCGUCGUGCCGACCUGGCUGAUUGUCGGCGGCUCCGUUGCCGCAGUGCUGUUUUUGUUUGGCGUCGUCUAUCUGAUCCGCCAUCGCUCGCAGCAGCAAAAGCUACAUACCCUGCCCCGCCUCGAAGCCGGCGUCCGCCCCAAGAGAACUCCGGCCGUCGACAAGGUCUACCUCAUCGACAAGUAUCUCCCCGCAACCACCAACAUGAUCUACUCGGUCAUUACACCGUACGAGCCACCCGCAUCCCGCUUUGACGAGAUUGCCAUCCAGCCCGACCAGGUCGUUGUCCUGCACAAGCACUUCAACGACCGCUGGGCCCUGGCCACCAACAUCACCUCGGGACAGGUUGGAUACAUUCCCAUGAACUGCCUCAUCUCGGAUGAGCGCUGGAUCCGGUCCAACUUCCCGAUCCCCUCCCGGGAGGACUCGAUUCUGCACUCCAACACCCACACUCAAGCCAACCGAGGACCGAGUCGUACUGCUUCGCGGAGCAGCAGCCGCGCCGAGCUGGUGCGGUAAACCAUCCCUGGAUAAGGCAUUCAAAAGACCGCUCAUGGGUAUCUGCCCAGCCCUCUCCUCCAUGUCUUGGUUGUCUCCUGCUCCUGCUCCUGCUCUGUGUUUGAUCUCCCGUCCCUCGUCCCCGUCUCUGUCCUUGAUGCUGCUUUCUUCUCCGAGCUCUUGGUGCUUGGGCUGCUGUUGAUUGACUGCCCGUAGCCACGACCCUCCCCCCCUCGUUCGUUGUUGCUCUGCGAUUGCUUUCCUCUAUCUUUUCUGCAGCCAAGGUCUCACAUUUGAGUUUACUCGGUUCCUUGCUCAUAUUGCUGCAUAAACCACCCCCCCCCUUUUGUCUCUUAGAAAUGCAUUCCCACGCGAGCCGCAUGGCCCGAAACACGCUCGCCCGCACUCCCACGCC